AUGAUCCUUCUAGGCUCGUUAGCAACUUGCACGAGUUUAAUUACGGUUCUCGGUAAUAUAAUUGUCAUUCUCUCCUUCAUAAUCGAUCGAACUAUUCGACAACCGACGAAUUAUUUCAUAGCAUCUCUGGCGGUUAGCGAUUUAAUAAUCGGUUCGGUAUCGAUGCCAUUUUAUACGCAGUACCUUCUGGCCGGCGAGAGCUGGGUUCUCGGUCCGAAUAUGUGCGAUUUGUGGCUUUCCAUAGAUUAUACCGUUUGUCUCGCAUCGAUAUAUACCGUUUUUUGUAUCACCAUAGAUCGGUUCUGUUCGGUAACCAUACCGGCCAAAUACCGAGGCUGGCGGACCGAAAGGAAGGUGCUGCUGAUGAUAGCGGUUACUUGGCUAUUACCGUCUCUAGUAUUUUUUAUAUCAAUAUUUGGCUGGCAGUAUUUUGUCGGCGAGAGGACGGUUGGUGAGAAGAAAUGUUACGUUCAAUACAUGGAGAGUGCGCUAUUCAACUGCGGUCUCCAAGUCGGAUACUUCUGGAUUACGCUCAUAAUAAUGUGCAUCUUGUACGCCGGUAUAUACCGGGUCGCCCUGAGGAUGGCCGCAAAAUCGGAGCAGAAAUAUAAAAAGAUGACGAGCAUUGUUUCAGUG
Molecule: messenger RNA, 636 nt
Organism: Helobdella robusta
Lineage: Eukaryota; Metazoa; Annelida; Clitellata; Rhynchobdellida; Glossiphoniidae
Exons: 1
Biological process (GO): adenylate cyclase-inhibiting G protein-coupled acetylcholine receptor signaling pathway; G protein-coupled receptor signaling pathway, coupled to cyclic nucleotide second messenger; chemical synaptic transmission
Cellular component (GO): dendrite; plasma membrane; synapse
Molecular function (GO): G protein-coupled acetylcholine receptor activity; G protein-coupled serotonin receptor activity
Source: RefSeq, a predicted model, not a curated record